Messenger RNA from Peronospora farinosa, 480 nucleotides. The record is from the annotation of a GenBank genome assembly. NCBI's taxonomy places the organism in Eukaryota, Oomycota, Peronosporomycetes, Peronosporales, Peronosporaceae.
AUGGAGCACGUUGAUCAGACUGAGAAAGCUUACCAGAAGCAGCAGGGUGUCUUCCUUGCCAGCAAGAAAUUUGCAGGCAAGAAGAAAGGCCCUCGUUUCUACAAGGAGGUGGGCUUGGGUUUCAAGACCCCCAAAAGCGCCAUUGAGGGCCAGUACGUGGACAAGAAGUGUCCGUUCACCGGCAACAUUUCGAUUCGUGGUCGUAUCCUCAAGGGUGUCGUCCUCUCGACAAAGAUGAAGCGCACGAUUAUCGUACGUCGUGAUUACCUGCACUUUGUCAAGAAGUACAAGCGUUUUGAGAAACGUCACAAGAACGUGGCUGCCCAUUUGUCGCCGGCUUUCCGUGUAAAGGAGGGUGAUGUUGUCACCAUCGGCCAGUGCCGUCCGCUCGCCAAGACGGUGCGUUUCAACGUGCUGGAGGUUGAGCCUGCAUCGGAGACCAAGCCUAUCAACGUACGCAAGCAGUUCCGCCAGUUCUAG